Molecule: messenger RNA, 2039 nt
Organism: Spizellomyces punctatus DAOM BR117
Lineage: Eukaryota; Fungi; Chytridiomycota; Chytridiomycetes; Spizellomycetales; Spizellomycetaceae
Product: RNA lariat debranching enzyme
Exons: 9
Coding region: 59-1948 (629 amino acids)
Biological process (GO): mRNA splicing, via spliceosome
Cellular component (GO): nucleus
Molecular function (GO): RNA lariat debranching enzyme activity
Source: RefSeq, a predicted model, not a curated record
UUCGAUAUUCUCCUCCAGCGAAAGUCUGAAGCUCAUCUCGACGUCUUAGGUUUGUAAGAUGAGGAUAGCUGUGGAAGGCUGCUGCCAUGGGGAACUUGAUCGUAUAUAUGCAUCGAUCAAGCAUUUACAGCGGGUGGAGAACAUAACCGUCGACCUCUUGUUGAUCUGUGGUGACUUCCAGUCAAUUCGAAAUUCCGCCGAUCUUGGUGUGCUGGCUUGUCCUGACAAAUAUCGGGCGGUGGGAACAUUCUAUCAAUAUUAUACUGGUGAAAAGAAAGCGCCUGUUCCCACCAUUUUCAUUGGAGGCAACCAUGAAGCCUCAAGUUAUUUAUGGGAGCUGUUCCAUGGCGGAUGGGUGGCUCCAAACAUUUACUUUCUUGGCUUUGCCGGGGUGAUCAACUUUGGCGGACUUCGCAUAUCAGGAUUGUCUGGAAUCUAUAAAAAACAUGAUUACGAUGCUGGAUACUAUGAAACCCAACCUUUUAAUGACGCACAUUCACGGAGCGUCUAUCAUGUUCGCAAGUUCAAUGUAUAUCGCCUAGCUCAGAUAUCAAAGCCAAUUGAUAUAAUGCUUUCACAUGACUGGCCGCGAGGAAUUGCGUUUCACGGAAACACAAGGGCUCUUCUUCAAAUGAAGCCAUUUCUCGGUGGCGAGAUAAAUACAAAUACCCUCGGAAGCUAUCCCAACGAGUUCCUGUUGAAGAGGUUGCGCCCUUCGUACUGGUUUGCCGCGCAUCUUCAUGUCAAGUUUGCUGCCAUAUAUCGACAUGAUGGUGGAGACGCUCCUCAAGCGCCAAGACCUGAGGAGUCAUUGACAACGACUGCCAUGGAAGAUGUGGAAAAUCCCGACGAGAUCGACAUUGCUAGCGAUGUUGAAGAUGACCCUCAAAUGGCGGAUGUGAAGGCGGCAGCAGAAGAACCAGCACCACUUGACGAGGCCAACGAAACCGAGAAAAUUAUUGAACCCCCGACGAAUUUGGCUCAUAAUGAAGCAACAAUACCCGACGUGGUCCCUUCAAAUAUCGUGGAUUCGCCCACCCGGGAGACCGAGCCAGCUCAAAAUCAUUCCGACCCAUCACAUGCCCCCAGCGUCCCUGAGGACCCGUCCGGCUUUUAUCCUCAAGAAAAGCCAUCAACGGAUAUUAAGCAGCAUGCAAGUUAUACCAAGUUUCUGGCACUGGAUAAAUGCUUGCCUGGCCACGAUUUUCUUCAGGUUGUCGACAUCCCAGAAGCUAAUGGGCCGAUGGAGUUCACUUACGAUGAAGAGUGGCUCGCAAUCGUCCGUGCGACUCACGAUCUGUUUAGUUUGUCGUCUGAACAAAAGAAAGUACCUGAGGAUACCGAGAUUGCCCGGCGAAUAGCGGAAGAGUUGGAGUGGGUGCACGAACACGUUACCGGAAAGGAUGAUGGUUUGCGGAUCCCACAAAACUUUACCAUGACCGCACCAGCGUAUAUUCCCAGUCAGCAAAGUUCUCGGAAAAAGACCAAGCCAGCACCCCCUUACCUCAACCCUCAAACAGUCCGCUUCUGCGAACUAUUGAACCUGCCGAAUAUGAUUAACGCCGAUGGUCUUCCACCCGGGGCCUCACAGGCCAGUGGCCCUACUGGAGACGAGGUCGCUGAGGUCUUGGAAGCUACAGGGGAUUCAUCGUUGACGCAUGACUCGCUUGAUGACGACGUAAGCCAGCAGCCAGAGUCGCUCCCCCAUUUAGAAGAGCAUGAAGACCGGGAUGUGGACGGGGACGAAGAGGAAAAUGAUGACACUGAGAUAGGUGCCGAUUACAUUUCACUUGAAGCAACCAACGGCAUGACUGGUGUGGAUUCACCUAAGACAUAUGAGGAUGAUGAACUGACCACUGAGACUUCAGCCGAACACCAGACUGUAGUGUCGAUUAUACGUGAGGAGCUGGAUACCAUCUCUAUAGAACGCAUUAAUGAGGAAUCUUAAGCUUGCAGUCUUAGCUCUCCCGUUUCAAUAUAGUAAUUGCGUUAAAGAAAAUACAUCUGUAGUGUAAGGCCUGGCCUGCCCACGGUUAGCA